Molecule: messenger RNA, 2162 nt
Organism: Dunckerocampus dactyliophorus (ringed pipefish)
Lineage: Eukaryota; Metazoa; Chordata; Actinopteri; Syngnathiformes; Syngnathidae
Gene: klhl41b
Product: kelch-like family member 41b
Exons: 6
Coding region: 81-1907 (608 amino acids)
Molecular function (GO): protein binding
Source: RefSeq, a predicted model, not a curated record
ACUGCCUAAAGGACCUGUGCUCACCGUCUCCUAGCUUUCUCUACAGACCCCCUCUGCUCGUUCAACGUUACUCCACCGCCAUGGAUCCCAACGCCAUCAAGGAGGAGCUACGCCUUUUUCAGAGCACCCUGCUCCAGGAUGGUCUGAAGGAGCUCCUGAAUGAGAAUAAGUUUGUUGACUGCACCUUGAAGGUUGGCGACCGCAGCCUGCCCUGCCAUCGACUGAUCAUGGCCGCCUGCAGCCCUUACUUCAGAGAGAUCUUCUUCACAGAGGAUGGGAAGGAGGUGGAGAACACCAAGGAGGUGGUCCUGGAGGAUGUCAACCCCACCAUCUUGGACAUGAUCAUUCAGUACCUCUACUCCGCUGAGAUUGAUCUCACAGAUGACAACGUUCAGGAUAUAAUUGCUGUAGCAAACAAAUUCCAGAUCCCCUCUGUCUUCACUGUCUGUGUCAACUACCUUCAGAAGAAGAUCUCUUUAGGCAACUGCAUGGCCAUCUUCAGGAUGGGCCUUGUGCUCAGUUGUCCCCGCCUUGCCAUCGCCGCUCGUAACUACAUCGCCGACCGCUUUGAGCUGCUGCACAAAGACGAGGAGUUCCUCAAGCUGGCUGCCCAUGAACUGUUUGCCAUCAUUGGUGGAGACUCACUCAAUGUGGAGAAAGAGGAGAUGGUGUUCGAAUCAGUCAUGGCUUGGGUUCGCUACGACAAGGAUAAGCGUAUCAAGGUCCUGAAAGACGCUUUCAACUGCAUCCGCUUCCGCCUGCUGCCUGAAAAGUACUUCAAAGACAAAGUGGAGAGCGACGAUAUAAUCAAGGCGGACCCUGAACUCCAGAAGACUAUCCAGGUUAUCAGAGAUGCCUUCAAGGGGAAACUUCCAGAGACCCCAAAGAAAAAGGAAGGAGAUGCGGGGGCGAGCAAGGCAGGAAGCGAGGAGGAAGAGGAUAGCCCCUUCCCUGGCUUCUUGAACGACAACCGCAGACAGGGUAUGUACGCACGGGACUUCAUCGUGAUGGUGAACGACUCGGCGGCGGUGGCAUACGACGUGAACGAGAACGAGUGUUUCCUGGCGGCCAUGUCAGAGCAGGUGCCCCGCAACCACGUCAGCCUGACGUCACAGAAGAACCAGCUCUACAUCAUCGGGGGGCUGUUUGUGGAUGAGGAAAACAAGGACGUUCCUCUACAAUGUUAUUUCUACUUGCUGGAUCCACUUGCCUCUGACUGGGUCGCCCUGCCACCCAUGCCCUCUCCCCGGUGCCUCUUCAGCAUCGGCGAGAGCAACAACCAACUGUUUGCUGUGGCCGGAAAAGACUUGCAGACUAACGAGUCACUGGAUACCGUCAUGUGCUACGACACUGAGAAGCUGAGGUGGAGUGAGACUAAGAAGCUUCCUCUGAAGAUCCACGGACAUGCAGUUGUGUCCUACAAAGGGCUGGUGUAUUGUAUUGGUGGCAAGACGGAUGAAAACAAAGCUCUCAGCAAGAUGUUUGUGUACAACCACAAGCAGUCCGAGUGGAGGGAGCUGGGCGCCAUGAAGACUCCCAGAGCCAUGUUUGGUGCCGUCAUCCACGAUGGCAAGAUCGUGGUGGCCGGCGGAGUGAACGAGGGAGGCCUCACUGCUUCCUGUGAAUCUUACAACUUUGCAACAAACAAGUGGGAGCCAUUCACAGAAUUCCCUCAGGAGAGAAGCUCUGUCAAUUUAGUGAGUACCGGUGGCGCGCUGUACGCCGUGGGCGGCUUUGCCAUGAUUGAGAUGGAGAACAAGGAGGUGGCUCCCACGGAGGUCACUGAUGUCUGGCAGUAUGAGAAUGAUAAGAAGCAGUGGAGCGGCAUGCUGAGGGAGAUGCGUUACGCCGCUGGAGCUUCCUGUGUGUCGAUGCGUCUCAACGCAGCCAGGAUGCCCAAACUGUAGACAGAGCUUUCUGUUUCUCCUUAUACGUCCUCCUCUUUCCCCCGCUGGCUGCCUCUGCAGUUUCCACGCACAUAUUUCCAUGUGCCAAGGUGAUCUUUGACACAUAAAUUUCGCUGAUGAUUUUAAUCAUAAAGGCUCCAGCUACCACCUAUUCAAAGACUGCACUGAACCCCACAGCACCAAGGAAAAGAACCUAUCUGAAGCUCUGUUUACGUUAUUUUGUAAAAUAAACCUUUUUGCACUGUUCAGCAUUGU